Messenger RNA from Striga hermonthica, 1677 nucleotides. Lineage: Eukaryota; Viridiplantae; Streptophyta; Magnoliopsida; Lamiales; Orobanchaceae. The record is from the annotation of a GenBank genome assembly.
AUGGGUGAUAGUAAGAAGAAAUUUGCAAUCGCCGGGCUGGCCUCCAUCUUACUGGUGGCCAUGGUGGUAGCCGUGGCAGUAGGAGUUACCCGCAAGAACAGCGCCGAUGGUGCCAGCGUUGGAACGUCCAGCAAAGCAGUACAGGCCAUCUGCUCCCCGACCGACUACAAAGAUGCCUGCGAGAAGAGCCUCGCCAACGCCAACUCCACCGACCCCAAGACCCUCAUCGAGACUGCCUUCAAUUCCACCAUCGACGAUAUAGUCUCGGCCGUCAAGAGCUCCGCCCUCUUGAAGGAGGCUGCCAAGGAUGACAGCACCAAGGCUGCCUUCGACGUGUGCGAUGAAGUCCUCGGCACAGCCGUCGACGAUCUCAAGAGGUCCAUCUCUCGGGUUUCUGAGCUCGACGGGUCCAAGGUCAAUGAGUACGUCGAGGACCUCAAGACUUGGCUCAGUGCCGUCACCACCUACCAGGAGACCUGCAUCGAUGCCUUCGAAAACACCACCGGUGACUCGGGCGAGAAAAUGAAGGAUCUCUUGAAGACUGCCCGACAACUGUCGAGCAAUGCCCUCGCCAUGGUCAACGACAUCACGUCCCUCAUCUCAUCCCUCAACCUCAACAGCCUUAACGGCGGUGGUGCCGCCAGUAGGAAGAUGUUGUGGCACAACGACCCCACCGACUACGAGCCCGGGACUGAGCCUGGUACAUGGCCCAGCCGCCACCUUCUGAGUGUAAGGCCCAAUGCAGUCGUGGCCAAGGAUGGAAGCGGCCAGUUCAAGACCAUCAGCGCUGCCGUGGCCAUGGUUCCCAAGAAGAACGCGGUCCCUUUCCUCAUCUACGUAAAGGCAGGCGUGUACAAGGAGCACGUCGAGAUCCCCAAGGGGGCCCACAAGAUCGUCAUGUACGGGGAUGGCCCACUCAGGACGAUCAUCAGCGGCAGCAAGAACUACGCCCAGGGCACCAAGACCUUCCAGUCGGCCACGCUGGCCGUGAACGCCGACGACUUCUUGGCACGCGACCUCGCGGUCGAGAACACUGCGGGCCCCGAGGGCCACCAGGCCGUGGCUCUCCGUGUGUCGGGCGACCGGGCCGUGUUCUUCAACUGCCACCUCAACGGCUUCCAGGACACGCUCUACGCCCACACCUACCGCCAAUUCUACCGCAACUGCGUGAUCUCAGGCACCAUCGACUUCGUCUUCGGGGACGCACUGUCCAUCUUCCAGAACUGUCGUUUCGUGGUGCGCCGGCCCAUGGACAGCCAGGCGUGCAUGGUCACAGCACAGGGCCGCGUGGACCCGCGAAGCCAAGGUGCCAUAGUCAUCCAGGGUGGAGACAUUGUGGCGGAUCCAGCGCUCUUCAAGGCACCCAAGCCGAUUCAGGUGUACCUCGGCCGCCCGUGGAAGGAGCUGUCGAGGACAAUCAUCAUGCAGGUAAAUAUCGGCGGGUUCAUUGCCCCCGAAGGGUGGUCCCCAUGGAUGGGCAACUUUGCACUCGACACUUUGUACUAUGCUGAGUACCAAAACAGUGGUCCCGGUUCGAACCAAGCGCACAGGGUCCACUGGAAGGGAAUCAAGCACAUUAACCCCAAGACCGCACAAAGCUUCACGCCGGGUAGAGCAUUCGGCGGGGACUACUGGAUUGCCGGCGCACGCAUUCCAUAUGUUCCCAGCAUGUUGUGA